AUGGUCGAGUUUGGGUCGUUCAACAAAAUCUGCGAGACGGCAGCGCUUGUCAUUUGUCCUCUAGUAGGCACAGAUCAAGGAAUCGAGCCAAUAUGCUACAGCCGUAACGUCGGUAUUGGGGGGACGUUAAUUUUCCAACCUUCCACUUGUUUCGUGCACAUUGUGGCUAUCAUCAUGACAGCAAUCAUGAUUCUUCAUAUUCGCAGCAAGUAUACUGCAGUCGGUCGAAAGGAGAUUGUGAUGUUCUUUUGGAUGUACGCUGUAAUCGAGCUGCUCGCCAUGUUCCUCGACUCGGGCAUCAUUCCAACGUCAAACGCCAGCUAUCCCUGGUUCGCAGCUGUCUACACAGGCCUUGUAGCAGCAACCUACGCCUGUCUCCUAAUUAACGGUUUCGUCGGUUUCCAAUUCGCAGAAGACGGCACUCCUUUGUCUCUCUGGUUCCUCAGAAUAUCAUGCCUAGCAGUCUGGGGUAUCUCAUUCUUCGUCGCCAUCGCCACCUUCAAACAAUUCGCCGGAUUCAAGUACGACAAACCCAUCGGGCUGUGGAUCAUCUACAUCCUCUGGCCGCUCAUCUGUACCGUCAUCUAUGUCGUCUCGCAGUUGAUCCUCGUCUUUAGGACGUUGGAGGACCGCUGGCCGAUUGGUGAUAUCGUCUUUGGUACUGCCUUCUUUACUAUUGCCCAGGUCCUGCUGUUCGCAUUCAGUGUGACGAUUUGCGAUGCUAUCAAACAUUAUAUCGACGGAUUGUUCUUCUUCACGCUUUGCAUGCUCUUGAGCGUGAUGAUGGUCUACAAGUACUGGGAUUCCAUCACUCGCGAAGACCUCGAAUUCUCCGUCGGCUCCAAAGCCGCAAUCUGGGAAGUCAAAGACCCACUCCUCACUUCAGACGUUAUGGGCCCCGCUGAGGACGACGUGGGUAGCACGUACCACCCGGCUCCCAGUUUGGUUGGUGGGGUUAGUGGGAACCAGUUUUAUGGUGGUGGUGCUGGUGGUGGGAUGGGUGGUGGUGGGCAGGGGAGGAGGUACCCGCCUAAUGGGAAUUAUUAA
Messenger RNA from Coprinopsis cinerea okayama7#130, 1047 nucleotides. Its product is annotated as chitin synthase export chaperone. The record is from RefSeq and is a predicted model, not a curated record. Lineage: Eukaryota; Fungi; Basidiomycota; Agaricomycetes; Agaricales; Psathyrellaceae. Gene Ontology annotation, biological process: protein folding. Bases 1 to 1047 code for a protein of 348 amino acids. The transcript is spliced from 7 exons. Gene Ontology annotation, cellular component: endoplasmic reticulum membrane.